Molecule: messenger RNA, 972 nt
Organism: Cladophialophora yegresii CBS 114405
Lineage: Eukaryota; Fungi; Ascomycota; Eurotiomycetes; Chaetothyriales; Herpotrichiellaceae
Exons: 2
Coding region: 1-972 (323 amino acids)
Source: RefSeq, a predicted model, not a curated record
AUGGCUACAUUUACCGGCAAGACUACUGGCGCCGAUGUCGUCAGAGAAUUCAGCGACAGAGUCAAAGGCAAAACGAUUGUGGUUACAGGCGCCAGUGAGAAGGGCCUGGGAGGCGAGACAGCAGUCGCGCUUGCCUAUGGCCAUCCCGAGCAUCUGAUUCUUCUCGCUCGAUCCCAGCCGCGCGUCGAGUCGAUCAUUGCCCGCAUCAACGGGAUCGACUCCUCCAUUAAAGUGGACUUCGUCCCUGUCUCUCUCAACGACUUUGAUUCCGUUCGCGCUGCCGCCGCCACGAUCAACGGCAAGAUCUCCAAGCUCGACAUUCUCAUCAACAAUGCCGGAAUUAUGGCCAUUCAAGAAUACACGACCAACAAGAACGGAAUUGAGAUUCAGUUUGCAACCAACCAUCUGGGUCACUUCCUAUUCACCAAGCUCCUCUUUCCCAAGAUUCUCGCGGCCGGCUCCGGGUCCAGGAUCGUGAACCUGACGAGUCUUGGUCACAAGAUUGGGCCCGUGCGAUUCGAUGAUUACAACUUCUUAGAGGGGAAAGAAUACGACCCGUGGUCUGGCUACGGCCAAUCUAAAACCGCCAACAUUCUCUUCUCACUCUAUCUGGCUAACAAGCUCCGUGAUCACGGUAUCCAGAGCUACGGUGUUCACCCUGGCUCCAUCUAUGAGACCCAACUCGGGAACCAUCUAACCGACAUUGCUGUCGCGCUUGCUGCCAUCGAAAGUGUUGCGCAGAAAAACACGGGCAAACAUUUUCCACUCGAAGGUGAAGUCCGGAAGAGCAUGGCUGAGGGCAUUGCCACGACAGUUGUGGCAGCCCUGGAUCCCAGGAUCGAACCGCAGAGUGGAAUGUAUAUGGCAGACUGUCAGCCUCAGAAGACGUAUGAGUAUGCAGAAAGUCUCGAGGCGGCCGAGAAAUUGUGGAAGUUGAGUGAGGAACUGGUUGGUGAGAAAUUUGACAUCUAG